AUGGCAAAACGCACCCUGGACGCAUUCUUCAGGCCAUCAAUCACCACUCCAAAACGUCCCAAAAUCGAACCCAACGAAUCCAACACCGCAAUCCCAACUGCAGAGCCAAACAAUAUCCCAAUCGAAGACACACGACCCCCAAGCCAACACCCAAGCUAUCCAUUCCCAAUCGCCCAACUUCCUUCACACAUCGAAGUAGGUCUAGAACACGCAACACCAGCAGCCGCACCGCGUGAACUAAACAACCAACCACAUCUCGACCUCCUGCACUUCCAGCCAUACAUCCCCCGCCCAACAGCAAACGAGCUAUUCAAAUUCCUCCGUCGUGAACUCCCCUUCUACCGCGUCCAGUACACGGCACGACGGGGCGACAUCGAAACGCAAAUCAACACACCACGAUGGACAACAGUCUUCGGAGUCGAUGAGACAUCGACAUUCAUACAAGAACAAGACAACAACCCCGAUAGCCUGGUUCUCCUAGAAACAAAUACCAAACCCCCGACCCCAAAAACGAAAUAUCAGUGCACGCCGCGCCCAAUCCCAGCUUGUCUGGAUCUCCUACGGAGACAGGUCGAAGCGGCGAAUGCCACCACAGAUAAUAAACACCCGGGCUACAAUUUCUGUCUAGUAAAUUACUACGCCAGCGGAGACGACAGUAUAGCAUUCCACUCCGAUGACGAGCGCUUCCUCGGUCCCGAUCCGAAUAUCGCGUCGCUGUCGCUGGGCGGUGAGCGGGAUUUUCUAAUGAAGCAUAAGCCUUUCGUGCCCGGGGGAAUUGUGAACCGGACGGCGGGUGGGUGCAUGCCUGAUGCUGCACAUGCAAUCUCCGGGCUGGGUGGUACUAGUGCGACGCGGGGGAGCUGUACGGUUUCCGGUGGGACAUCGAAUUCGAAUACCGUCUCUUCGCUUGGAUCUAGGCCUGCUGCUACGGUGCCACUGCAGCAAAUCAAGAUGAGUCUUGGGUCAGGCGAUAUGGUUGUUAUGCGCGGGGCGACGCAGUCGAAUUGGUUGCAUAGUAUUCCUAAACGGAAGGGGAGGGCGGGGGAGGCGACGAGGGGGCGGAUUAAUAUUACCUUUCGGCGGGCUAUUGUUCCUGGCGGGACCAAUAAUUAUUAUCAUUAUAAUGUUGGUAGUGGGGGAAUGUAUCGAUGGGAUGAGAUAGCGAGGGAGAUGGUUCUUCGAGAUAAGAAGGUAUAG
Messenger RNA from Penicillium expansum, 1197 nucleotides. RefSeq names its product alpha-ketoglutarate-dependent dioxygenase AlkB family protein. The coding region runs from base 1 to 1197 and encodes 398 amino acids. The record is from RefSeq and is a predicted model, not a curated record. The transcript has a single exon. NCBI's taxonomy places the organism in Eukaryota, Fungi, Ascomycota, Eurotiomycetes, Eurotiales, Aspergillaceae. Gene Ontology annotation, biological process: DNA repair.